AUGCUACUGGUGCUAAGCAGCAACAAAUUGCAGCAUUUGAACAGCAUAACUAGGGAAACAUAUGAUUUUAACCAAUAUGGAUUGCUCAUCAUCCGCGCUUAUACUAGAGCACAGCUGGCAGAUUCCUCCAUUAUCACAUUAUUAUAUAGCGGAGAACUAGGAUACGCAGAGAUCAUUGGUGAAGUCACUAAAGCCAACACCCUCAGACUAGACCGUAUGGGCUUGGGCUCAUCAUGGCGACCUGACUGUAGAAAGGAUGGACAAGUUGUAUCCCUGUCUAAUAGACCCGAGCAUAUUGCAGUCAAGUACAAUGAUAAUAAUUCUAUUGACGACAUCGACAUGGAUGGAGUUGGAGGCGACGAUAUCCAGUCCAACCACGAGCCAAUGCAUGGUGAUCCCGAGCCUCACUUGACCGUAAACUCCGGGCCUCCUGCCCCAGAGCAUAUAGGCGAUGAUGAUGCUCUAAUAGUUGAUUCUAUAAACCCCAAGCGUGACAAGUCGGGUGCUUCCGGGCCCCCUGUCCCAGAGUGCAUGAGCGAUGAUGAUGCUCUAAUAAUUGAAUCUGCAAACCCCAAGCGUGAUGAGUUAGGUGCUUCUGGGCCCCCUGCCCUAGAGCAUAUAGGCGACGAUGAUGCUCCAAUAGUUGAAUCUGCAAACCCCAAGCGUGACGAGUUAGGUGCUCCUAGGCCCCCUACCCCAGAGCAUAUAGGCGACGAUGAUACUCUAAUGGUUGAAUCUGCAAACCCCAAGCGUGACAAGUUAGAUGCUCCCGGGCCCCCUGCCCCAGAGCACCUUGGGAAUAGACCAACCCACGAUAUAGCAUAG
Molecule: messenger RNA, 825 nt
Organism: Talaromyces atroroseus
Lineage: Eukaryota; Fungi; Ascomycota; Eurotiomycetes; Eurotiales; Trichocomaceae
Exons: 2
Coding region: 1-825 (274 amino acids)
Source: RefSeq, a predicted model, not a curated record